AUGGCGGAAAGGACUGCUUUUGUUAAGCCAGGCUUCCGUCCCUAUCAGAAGCAUCAGGAUGACCGACCACAGUCCCCUAAUUACCCAAAACAGCCAACAGUUACGUUUCGAGUCCUACCAAACGGUGAGAUCCAACGUGAUCAGUCAGACGCUCAGCAGAACCGAGAAGUGGCGAGCCCUUCGAAACCACAGAUUUACCAGCAAGAUCGCGACACAAGAGAAAAACGUGUCAUGCGCGCGCAAGGUUCAGAACCAAAGCAAGAUCAGUCACAGAGACCAGCCGUGUAUCGUGUCCUCGCGGACGGAACAACCAUUCGAGAACAGCCGGAUGUCCAACAGAAUGACAGAAUGUAUACACAACAAACAAAAGCCGUAGAAUAUGAAGGAAGGGAACCAGCUAGACCUCUGUCAAAUACGUCUGUUGGCGAUCGUGUCCUUACUAACGGUAAAACACAUCGUGCAUUGUCAAACGUCCCAGAGGACGGCAGAAACUUUAGACAAGCUACUCUGGUUACAGAGGGCAAUAACAACACGGAUCCAUCAAAAUCCCACGUGUUCUCGUAUGGUCGGGAUAACAGAGAAAAGCAACAUCCAAAACAAGCUAAGAAACGGGAUAAGGAUGAUCCGGUAGACAGUCCCGAUAAGCCGAAGUCAAGCACGAGUAUAGUUGAAGGUGGAAUUCAUAAGUGGGCAAUGUUUAGACUUUGGGUUAACCGUGAAAUCUCACAAGAAGUGCUUAAAGAAAGGCUUCCCAGCAAAGAAUUUAAAAAACGAUUAGAACUCCCUAUGGACAGCAUGGUCACCUCCGUACUUCUAGAUCCGGCGAGUGACACAAAUGGAAAACGACUCCAGAAGGAGUAUGGUGUCCGACCAAACGGAAAUAGCUUUCUUCCUGAAAACAUAUUCUUUGUCUUUGGAAUACCGAGAGCAAAGACAUCGAUUGAUGCGAAUGUUUCUGAGUUUAUUGAGACCAUGUCCAAUGCCGUUUCAAGAUCAGAACAUGACGCUUUGUCAACAAAAGACGACACCGAAUACAAUGGCAGCAACAUUGGGUCAAAAAACGAAUUAGGAAAGAGCCGGAAAAAAGGCGAGACAAAUGCUGACGAAAGAUACAAAAGAUGGCAUGCCAAUGAUUUGAAGAAAAGUCGCGGUAUAAAUGCUGAUGGAACGGAAGACAAAUGGAAAGGCUGGAAGGAAGAACAAGACAGCAAAGCGAAGGAAACAGAAAACCUCGGUAAAAGUAGGCAUUGGAAUUCGGAGAACUACCGAAUGUAUCAGCAACAUGAUAUAAGGAAGAAACUCACAGAGACCUAUCGGACGUGGGAUGAUGAUGACGAUCGAAAUACUCCAAUUAAAGGCAAAGGUGACAUUAGCAAGAGUUCAAUGGAAGAAAUUACCGACUUUGCAAAGUACCAUGUUGACGACUAUGCUAUGCCAAAUAAGAAAAGGAAAGACGAUCAAAUAGAGGACCUAUCAAAAACAGCCGGCGAAAACGUCUAUACAACGCAUGUGAACAAAUGAUGAAACAAUUAAAAUACUUACUCGUUUAAAGUGACAUAAGUCAUACAGAU
This is a messenger RNA of Ylistrum balloti, 1571 nucleotides long. RefSeq lists its product as uncharacterized. The transcript is spliced from 7 exons. Bases 1 to 1521 code for a protein of 506 amino acids. Lineage: Eukaryota; Metazoa; Mollusca; Bivalvia; Pectinida; Pectinidae. The record is from RefSeq and is a predicted model, not a curated record.